AUGUCCGCGUCCAUCGUUCAGAAGUUUCGUCCACUAAUUAUAGCACAAACAAAUACAAAAUGUACUGGCUCCGUUAUAUUUCUCCACGGGUCAGGAGACACAGGCCCGGGAAUUCGUCAGUGGUUACAGAGCGUUCUAGGAGAGGAAUUUGCAUUCCCACACCUUAGAGUUAUCUUUCCAACUGCACCUCCAAGGCCAUACAGUCCCAUGGGUGGUGCAGUUAGUACUGUUUGGUUUGAUCGAGAUCAGAUUUCUCCAUUCACAGCAGAAACUGAGUCUCUGACUACAGCGUGUAAAGAAGUUUCACAUUUAAUUGAAGCAGAGGUUAAAAAUGGCAUUCCUAAGAACAGGAUUGUAAUUGGAGGGUUUUCCAUGGGUGGUUGUUUAGCCCUACACCUUGCAUACAGAUUCCACAAGGAGAUAGCUGGAGUGUUUGCCUUAUCCAGUUUUCUCCAGACAGAAUCAUCAGUGUAUAAGAGUAUAAAAGAAGACGGAAGCAGUCUUGUUCCGCUGUUUCAGUUCCAUGGCAAGAAGGACUGUUUAGUUAUGUAUGAAUGGGGGGAAGACUCCUUUCAAAAGUUGAAAUCUCUCGGUGUCGAAGGGCAGUUUCACACAUUGUCACAUCUACAACAUGAAUUGAAUAGAAAAGAAAUUGAACUCUUAAAGCAAUGGAUUGUAGAAAAAGUUCGCAACAAUUAAUUAAUAUUCAAAUGUUUAAUAAUAUUAACUUAAACAUUGUGUUAACAGGGCACAAUAUUUCACGAGAACCAUUGUUCUGUUCGCAUGUCAGUUAUGCAACUUUAAAAUCAUGUGAACCGCUAAUCAGUUACAUGGUGAACCAAUACAUUCUAAAAUUAAAAGUACCUAUCAGUAGUCAAAUUAAAAAUCUUUAGUUUUUUAAAAUACAUUUGAACCAUCAAUGUAGCAUGGAACCGUAGUCUAAAUGUUUUAGGAUUAAGUAGGUCUAACUCAUCGGUUAUGUGAAUUAUAUUCAAGUAACCGAACAAUCGGUCACCUAAUUAAAACUCACGUGAACUGACUUCCGGUUACGUUAGAUUUUGAAAUAUUGUACCCUGCAGUGUAGGAAAUGUUUGACAGUUAAUAUGCAUAGAACUUAAUAUAUUUUAAGAAUUAUGAACUCUAAGACAAUAGUUGGAUGAAGGGUAUUACGAUAACAUUCUUGAUUACAGUUUUUAAUUUUGCAUUAAUUUUUAUGGAUGUUCCCGGUGGCCAUUAGGUUAAGACUAAAUUGUCAAAUGUCGUGUGAUCUAUAGUGGUAGCUUCAAAUGUUACCACUAUACAGUACUCAACUUCACAUACUUUUGCAAAUCCUGGAAAUUGUAAGCAGUACUAACACCAUGAAAUACAGCAUGAUACCCUAAAGAAAACUUGUUUAAAGUGACAGACCCUAGUUUUUAAACACUAAGGCCAGUUUAUCACUAUUAGAGCCGUUUAUGAUCACUUAUAUUUUAAUGUUUUGAUUUUUAUGUUUAGAUUAUCAGUUUCCAUACAACCCAAAGUAUUUCUGGUAAUCCUGGUGUUUCUAAUAGGACAAAAUGCAUUUUUCAUAUUUGCAAAAACGCAUGUUUAUGAAGUCAAGUUCUAGUCUAUUUUUAAAGAUAUUUCCAUUUCAAUGUCACAGACUUAGUCAUUUUAAAGAAUAUUUCCAUUUCAGCGUCACAGAAUCUUGUUUCACUCUAUUGUAACUUUAUCCAAGUGUGUUACAGGUUUGUACAUUAACUAAACUUAGUGUCCAUUUUUACCGUUUACGAGAUUAUUUUGGUAAAUAAUGAUAUGCAUUUAUGAAUGAGAUGUCAUAAUUAUGAUAUGUUAUCUAUAGUCCAUCCCAUCCUACAAAAAUGAUAGUGAAUAUAAAAGAUCCCUUGCUAUUAAUGGAAAAAUGUAGCAGAUUUCCUCUAAGACUAUAUGUCAAAAUUACUAAAUGUUUGACAUCCAAUAGCCAAUAAUUAAUAAAUCAAUGUGCUCUAGUGGUGUCAUUAAACAAAGCAAACUUUAAAAUAAUUAUUGUUGAGCACUAUACAUGUACUAUUAAUAGUUAUUGAUAGAUUCCACCUAGCCUUUGCUUUCACCAUCAUCGCCACCAUGACUUUGGGGUUUUUUCCACCAAGCAAAUGUGAAAUGCAAACAGAUGGGUUCUAUUGAUAUUCAGUAGUAUAUUUCUGCCAAGUAAAAAAAAGUUAAAAGUUUAAUGACAUCACUGCACUGGAGAAAAAUUGAUGGGAUGUCAAACAUUUGGUAAAUGUAGUCUUAAAUGAAAAUGUAUUACAUUUUGAAUUUUCAUUAGGAGCAAGGAAUCUUUUUAUAUGUACUUUCCCACAGACAAGACAAAACAUACCAAAUCCUUUGUUAUACGGCCAGGCCUCCCAGACCUAUAUUUCCUAUAUUUUUUUAUAGGAUCCUAUAAAACUCCUAUAUUGAGAUUCAUUUCCUAUAUUUAACUCAAUUGCUUUGCCAAAUGCUAAUGAAUAAAAUAUGUUAGUGAGUUAUAUUGGCAGUGAAAGGUAGCCUGUCAGAAAUUCAGAAGAUGCUUUGAAUGUGGGAGAUCUGUAUCAAGUGCCAAACAAGAUCCUGCUCACCUGAUGAGGUGAGGAGGAUGUAUUACUGACACAAGAUGCACCAACUUUCAAAAUAUCCUGGAUAUCGGCAUGGACUGCUGGCAAGCCUUGGUAUAUAAUUGUUGAGGUAGUAGAUGGUAUCUUGUGUACAUAAUGUGUACAAGUGGCUGGGAGGCCUGUUAUACCAGUUGGGGGACAUUGGUUGUGAUGGGAAGAAACACAAUCAGAGAAUGGGUACACCUAGGAGAUUUGAUCCUUUAGCCCAAGCACAUUAGGUGAGCGCUUUACUGAGCUAUAUUCAGACCAUGACAGAGAGUAAUCAAAACUCCAUGUG
This is a messenger RNA of Gigantopelta aegis, 2910 nucleotides long. Its product is annotated as lysophospholipase-like protein 1. The transcript is spliced from 5 exons. Bases 1 to 699 code for a protein of 232 amino acids. The record is from RefSeq and is a predicted model, not a curated record. Gene Ontology annotation, cellular component: cytoplasm. Gene Ontology annotation, biological process: protein depalmitoylation. Lineage: Eukaryota; Metazoa; Mollusca; Gastropoda; Neomphalida; Peltospiridae. Gene Ontology annotation, molecular function: palmitoyl-(protein) hydrolase activity; carboxylic ester hydrolase activity.